Molecule: messenger RNA, 1232 nt
Organism: Striga asiatica
Lineage: Eukaryota; Viridiplantae; Streptophyta; Magnoliopsida; Lamiales; Orobanchaceae
Source: the annotation of a GenBank genome assembly
AUGGCGAGGAAGAAGAUCAGAGAGUAUGAUUCCAAGAGAUUAUUGAAAGAGCAAUUCAAGAGGAUCUCCGGGUCGGAUCUGGAAAUCAAAUCUGCGCAAGUUACUGAGUCUACAGACUUCAAUGAACUAGCUGAUAAAGAACCAUGGCUCUCAUCAACAAGACUUGUUGUGAAGCCAGACAUGUUAUUUGGAAAGCGUGGGAAGAGUGGUCUUGUGGCCUUAAACCUCGACUUGGCUGGAGUUGCUGCCUUUGUGAAAGAGAAACUUGGCAAAGAGAUUAAAGGUGUUAUUGAAGAGUUCAUCAAGUCCGUUUAUGCUUUAUUUUUAGAUUUGGACUUCACUUUUAUUGAGAUGAAUCCCUUCACAUUGGUCGAUGGAAAGCCUUAUCCUCUGGACAUGAGAGGCGAGCUAGACGAUACUGCUGCUUUCAAAAACUUCAAAAAAUGGGGAAAUAUCGAAUUUCCAAUGCCGUUCGGAAGGACUAUGAGUCCUACCGAAAGCUUCAUUCACGGACUAGACGAGAAGACGAGUGCAUCUCUGAAGUUCACUGUAUUGAACCCGAAAGGACGAAUUUGGACAAUGGUUGCUGGAGGAGGCGCAAGUGUUAUAUAUGCAGAUACUGUUGGAGACCUUGGCUAUGCGUAUGAGCUCGGAAACUACGCGGAAUAUAGUGGGGCCCCCAAGGAGGAGGAGGUGUUGCAGUAUGCUCGAGUCGUUAUUGAUUGUGCAACUGCCGAGCCCGAUGGCCAAAAGAGAGCCCUUGUGAUUGGUGGUGGCAUAGCUAACUUCACUGACGUGGCUGCCACUUUCAGUGGAAUCAUUCAAGCCCUCCGAGAAAAGGAGACCAAACUCAAGGCUGCAAGAAUGCAUCUGUUCGUUAGAAGGGGAGGUCCAAAUUACCAAAAGGGCCUUGCCCGGAUGAGAGAUCUUGCUGAUGAAAUCGGCCUUCCUAUUGAGGUGUAUGGACCAGAGGCAACUAUGACUGGGAUCUGCAAACAAGCAAUUGAGUGUAUUAGUGCAGCUGCAUGAAGUUUUUACAUGCUGGUUUAGUUUUUACACAUUUAGUUAAACUUCAUGUUUUUAUUUUAUUCUAUCUUUUGUUUUGGCAUUUGCUUUUCCACUUUUAGUAUUGUUCAUUGAUAUAUCAAAUUGUAUUCUUUACUUAUGGACUUAAAUGGUUCUGUCAAUAAUGGCGGUUUUACCCGCAUUUUACCAGUUCAAGUUUUUAAAUA